CCCACAUCCAACCCGAAUAACUGCAGAUGCCCGCAACCAAGCAACGACUGUCUGUCUUUGCUUCCACCUCUCUAUCUCUCUCUUCCUCUGGCAGGUGCACUGAGAUAAUAUCUGCCCUCUAUUUUUGGAUUUCGUCGAACCCCCUCAACCGUUUCAGCUUUUGUUGUGAUUUAAGUUUUCAAAUCCAAACCUGUUGUCUCGUUUAUGUUUGAUAACGGUCAAACAGCUCUUAGGCAACAGCCUCAACCGACCAGAUUAUCACUUCUUAAUGGAAGACAUUUUCUCUCUCGCUCCGGGGCGCUUUUUCGCAUCUAUUUUGGGUCCGUAUUUCCAUCGACGAAGGAGGGACCCUCAGUGAAUGAAACGGGGGCAGAAAGCGCGUCAGGCUCUGUUUAUAUAGGUUAUCAGCGGGAACGGAAGCCGCUUUAACCGCUUCUGGUGCCACAGUGGAUGCCGAUAGUGGGUAGUUUUUUUUAAAUUCUGAAUCAGCGAUCCUUCAAGAAGGAAAGUCGAUACAUGGAUACAUGGAUCCCAGAAGAAUAGUGGAUUAAUUAGACGGUUGUAUUUGCUCCACAAGUAAGACACUCUGUCCCCCUUAGAGCUCUUUGUCUUAACCAGUCAAAGAGCCUCUACCCAUUUUACCCAGUCUGUCUGCAGAGCCUGAUCAGACAUCAUGGGAACAGUACUAUCGCUCUCUCCGAGCUACCGUAAAGCUGCUCUCUUUGAGGAUGGCCCAGCCACAGUGGGCCACUAUACAGCUGUCCAAAACAGCAAGAACGCCAAGGAGGCUGCAACAGCUAAGUCCCUCAAACGCCCCUCCAUCAUUGGCGCUUUGCCAUGGAAACGGAUCGUUGCUGUAUCAGCAAAGAGGAAGGGUUCCAAGAAGCUUCAAUCAGAAGUUGGGGAUAGCGGGAAAGGGAGCUCUCCAGAAGGCCAUGCAGCCACCACAACCAACUCAGCCUCCAACAGCUUAAAGUUAAAGAAGUCUCAGUCCUGUGCUAACCUCACGUCAUGCUCAUCCGGUCAGGACCCCUCAGCUACCACUACCACUACCUCCUCCCACAUGCCCACCUCCAAGACCGUUGCAAACGUAGCUGCCGUAAUCGCCAAAAAGAAUUCCCUCACAGGACCUGAAAUCCAGCCUUCCACUGCUGCUGGUACACCAAAACGUAUCAUCGUCCAGGCUUCCACCAGUGAACUGAUGCGUAGCCUUGGGGAGUUCCUCUGCCGUCGCUGUUACAGACUGAAGCACUUGUCCCCGACAGAUCCAGUGCUGUGGCUGCGCAGCGUGGACCGCUCCCUGCUCCUGCAGGGCUGGCAGGAUCAGGGCUUCAUCACUCCAGCCAACGUGGUCUUCCUCUACAUGCUGUGCCGGGAUGUGGUCUCUUCCGAGGUGGCCUCGGAGCGUGAGCUUCAGGCCUCGCUGCUCACCUGCCUCUAUCUUUCCUACUCCUACAUGGGCAAUGAGAUCUCCUAUCCCCUAAAGCCCUUCCUGGUAGAAGCAGAGAAGGAAGCCUUCUGGGAUCGCUGCCUGGAGAUCAUCAACCGGAUGAGUGGCAAGAUGCUUCAGAUCAACACUGACCCGCACUUCUUCACCCAGAGACCUCGGCUGCCAGACCCCAGUUCCCACCUCUAUUUCCACCGCUCAGUGCUUUCAACAGCAACAUGGACAAAGAGUCUUACCCUUCACCUGCCCUGGUUCCCUAGCAUGCUGCUUUGUGUUGGACACGCCACACCUCAACAUACAAAUAAGACUGAGGGGAGGUUUUGCUGAACUACUGAAAGUAAGACACGAUGAUGCGGCCUCAAGACGACACAGAACAAGCCCUCUCUCAUGACGGAAAUUUGUGGCAUAGUUUAGAAUUGAUCAGUUAAUGAAAGAGCCGGCAUUAGCCCUUCAUUUUAAACUUCUGUUAUGUGUUAACAUAGCACUGGGGGCAUGCCAGAGCUCACAUUUCUGAAUUACCUCCAUUAGCUGAAGUUAGCAGUAGGAUACACAGGCCCUAUCUCCACCUCUCCAAGUAUUUUUGAAAUGGAUAUUUUACUCCUCUGGUUUGGAAAAAUCUACACAAUCUGUAGGAGUCCAUUUUGCCCCAGUGGUUGAUAACAAUGAAUAGCUUUACAAUAUUAUAUACUCUUAACAUCUGGUUCAUGCCUGCCUUUCUGUCUUCAUGAAGGGCCUCUCAGAACAGAAACACCAUUGCAUGCCCUUACAUGAGCAUCAAUUUGCCAACUUUUUUAGUGGUCUUUCAGUUUGGUGGGUCAUGAACAUCCCCAUUUUUUAGCUUUCCGUGUGAGGAGCAAAUAUUAUUUCCUAAACAUGAAGAGCUUUAAAUUAGAGUCUGAAGAUGGUUAAAUAUAGAUACCAAGGGGAUAUUUAUUGCAAAAUGUCAAAAAACAAGUUAGAGAUAAACAAUUUAGAGUUAGUUUUUGGAAGGCACAUCCUCUAUAUAACCUUCUUCUCUUAUCAAUUGUUGUAUAAAUGCAGAUUUUAUCUGCAGCACCAUCUACAGUUUAAAAUGAGAAGUGCAAUGUGUGUGUGUUGUGCACUUUAAGUGGAAGUAUAAACUUUAAAGCAAUGUUCUUGACAUCAGAAUUUUCUGUAGACAUCUAAAGCAAAAAGCAAUACUUGAGCUAUAUGACCCAACACCACUCUCACCAAGUCCCCACAUUCUGAAACCUAUUCUGGUUCAUUCAUGUAAAUUAUUUGUGGUUGUCACAUGCACAAAGGAAACACCUGUCAGUGUUCAAGUGCGCUUAGAAUAAAACACAGUUUUACUCAAAAACUUACCAAUGAAAAAAUGUUUUUUUUAGGGAUCAAGGUUAUGUUUAGUCAUUAGGGAAUUAGGGUAAAUAAUUUACGAACCUGAAAUGGUCUGUGAGUGGUGUGUCCUGGGAAUGUUGGGGGCUAAAAAAGAUUGCUCUCUAAUAUUUUUCCAGCAAGUAAUACUGGGUUUAAGAUUCAAAAGAUUCUUCCAAAGCAAUUCUAACUCAUGUCAUCUGUCACAUUUGUAGUAUUUUUCUUUAGUCAAAUAACUUCCUCAGCUUACAUUUCAAGUUUAAUGGAAGCAAGUCAGGAUAAAUUGUGGACAAAAAUAAGUUUCACUGUGGUUGAGGUUUCUAGCCUAGACAGCAAUCAUGGGCAUGCGCCAAGCAGGGUGCUACAUCAUAAUUUUUAAUAAUCUCCUAAUAAUGAGUCAAUUUGAACAUGCAACAAACUUAGUUGAGUUAAAGUUUUUUAAACAAAUUUUAAAAAAUCACCAAAAACGCAGCCUGCAUGUGAAGGGGAAGCGCUAACUGAGCAGAAAAAAUCUGUUUUGCAAAAUAUCUGGUUUGUGUGGAUGGGGCCUAAUGGGGUCUAAUUCUGAGGAAACCUUCAUAUGCCAUUUAUCAAGGUAAAGUAAUAGCAGUAGAUCAACAAAGCCACACAAAAUGAGGGAAAUGUUUGACAUGAUCAACCCAGAGGGUUUAUCUUGAUAAUUUAAUGUCAUCAAGUCCAACUGUAGCUAAUAAACUGUCUUCAGUUGUUAAAUACCUCUGCCUUCUCAAAAAGGUCAGAGAUCUUGUGCCAUAUCAUUCUGAAGACUUAUUAUUUCAUAUAAAACAAAAAAAAAAGAAACAUGAGCCAAUUGAGAGUCUCUGACUCCUGAACAAAAGAGACUAUAAAGAAAAAAAGUGUUUUCAUACAUUCUGUAUCAGAGAUGUAGAGCUGAAAAGAAUGACUUUUGAUGAUGGAUUUAAAAAAAAAAUUGAAGCUUGUGAUUUUCUUACACAAUGAAAUUGUAUGAUUACCUUUGUUAAAUGUAUGGCAACGUUGGAAUCACCUAACUGGAGCAUUCAACACAUCUAUAUGGAUUUGAUGAUUUCUGGAGAAUAAUAGGCUGUUUGAUAUUUCUGAGUACUAAACAAUAUCAGAAUUACAUAUGCAGCUGGAUUUAAAAAGAAAAAGAAAUGGAUUUUUACAAUGAUGAAUGACUAUGAAUAAUUAGCAAAUUCCAGGCAAGGUGUUAUCAUGAUGCAGAAAAUAAUCAGACUCUGGUUGCAGUUUGGACAUAGAUUAUAUCCAACUGAGCUGCAGCAACUAGAAUGCUGAAAAUAUGUAGCCCUAUUACCACUUCAGACCUCACAGGUCAAAUAUGCAGAGAAAGAAUGAUAUUAAGCCAAAAGAGCUUAUUUAUGUUUCACUCUUCCUGAAAGUUUCUGAUGGCUUAAUCAGAUCAGUAGCAUCUCUUUUAAAGGCAUUUCCAACUCGACUGUUGAACAUCUCUUUCGCAUAUUUUCUUCUAUUCAGCAGUCCAAGCUCCGGAGGGUGAUACAUCUGUUGCUGCAGGGUAAUGGAUAAAAGUUGGGUUCAAAGGUUAGUGAUACUAAUUUCCACAAGAACAUCCCGUAAACUCAUAGAAGUCAAAGUGAAAACAAAUACCUUGUUUUUCUAGGUUUCUGUGAUUUUAGAGACAUUGAUAGAGCGACAAUGAAUGUGGUAUUAUUUCAUUUGGAGUCUUAGAAAAUUGUUAAAAUCUUAAAGGUUUGCCAAAACCGAUCAAUCUUUCCUUUCCCCUGCAGUGAUUUUGUAAUAGUUAUACCUUAUUACAUUGAGUUCACUAUUUAGCUGACUUUACAUUGCAGGUAAUUUAUUUCUAAUUGACCUAAUGUAGGCCUAUUUUACAUGCAAAAAGGAAAUACUGUGCUGAAAGGCUUUAGUUAUACCAAAUAGCCAAAUAUCUUAACCAUAUUGUUCUUGGAUUGUGGAGUUGGUAACUCUUGGCAUAUUAACUAUCAUAUGAUAAAACAUAGAUUUGCACUGUUUAACUG
Molecule: messenger RNA, 4812 nt
Organism: Girardinichthys multiradiatus
Lineage: Eukaryota; Metazoa; Chordata; Actinopteri; Cyprinodontiformes; Goodeidae
Product: cyclin-dependent kinase 5 activator 1-like
Exons: 5
Coding region: 674-1774 (366 amino acids)
Biological process (GO): positive regulation of cyclin-dependent protein serine/threonine kinase activity; activation of protein kinase activity; brain development
Cellular component (GO): protein kinase 5 complex; cytoplasm
Molecular function (GO): protein kinase binding; cyclin-dependent protein serine/threonine kinase activator activity
Source: RefSeq, a predicted model, not a curated record